Molecule: messenger RNA, 3223 nt
Organism: Anastrepha ludens (Mexican fruit fly)
Lineage: Eukaryota; Metazoa; Arthropoda; Insecta; Diptera; Tephritidae
Gene: Septin4
Product: septin-2
Exons: 4
Coding region: 223-1350 (375 amino acids)
Biological process (GO): regulation of exocytosis; cytoskeleton-dependent cytokinesis
Cellular component (GO): microtubule cytoskeleton; synaptic vesicle; septin complex
Molecular function (GO): GTPase activity; GTP binding; molecular adaptor activity
Source: RefSeq, a predicted model, not a curated record
UAGGACCUUUGCAGGCACUUUGCCAGGAUACACACAGCGGGUACCACCCGAAUAAGUUCAUAGCGAAAAAACUGCCAACUAAGAAAUUGCCGCUAGGCUGCUCACUGACAACUCAGCGAGGGGCUCAUCAGACAUUCAGCAAACAGAAACGUUUUUUGUUUUGUUUUUGCAGUAUUUUAAUGUAAAUAACGAAUAACGAACGCAAAAAUUCUACUCUAAACAAUGUCUAAAACACCAUCAUUCGACAAAGAUCGCGAUUACAUCGGUUUUGCAACGCUGCCCGAGCAAGUGCACAGGAAGUCGGUGAAACGUGGCUUCGACUUCACGCUCAUGGUGGUCGGUGAAUCUGGACUGGGCAAGUCAACACUGAUCAAUAGUCUCUUUCUGGGUGAUCUAUACAAGAAUCGAUUUAUACCAAAUGUCGAAGAGCGACUCGAGAAGACGACGCGCAUUGAAAAGAAAACUAUGGAUAUAGAGGAGCGGGGCGUGCGUCUGCGAUUGACAGUAGUGGAUACACCAGGUUUCGGUGAUGGCAUCAACUGUGAAGAUAGUUGGCGCGUAUGUACCGCAUACAUCGAUGAACAGUUUCGCCAAUAUUUUACAGACGAGAGCGGACUGAAUCGACGUAACAUACAGGAUAAUCGUGUGCAUUGUUGUUUGUAUUUCGUGCCGCCAUGGGGUCACAGUCUACGUCAAAUGGAUCUGGAUCUAAUUAGGCGACUGCAUCGCAAAGUCAAUAUUGUGCUGGUCAUCGCCAAAGCGGAUUGUUUGACCAAAAAUGAGGUGCGUAAGCUCAAAGAACGCAUACUGCAAGAUUUGGAAGAUAACAAGAUACAGUUAUAUCAAUUUCCCGAAUGUGAUUCGGAUGAAGAUGAUGAUUUCAAACAACAAGAUCGCGAUCUAAAGGCCUCGAUACCAUUUGCGGUCGUCGGCAGCAAUACGAUACUUGAGGUGGCGGGCAAGAAAGUGCGCGGACGUCAAUACCCAUGGGGUGUGGUUGAUGUCGAAGAUCCCGAACAUAGCGAUUUCAAUAAGUUACGCACCUUCCUCAUUUCCACACACAUGCAAGAUCUGAAGGACACCACACAGGAUGUACACUAUGAGAAUUUCCGAGCACAAUGCAUCUCACAGAUAUCGCAACAUGCGCUACGGGAGCGAGGCAAAUUGAAGCGGGACUCAAUCAGUUCGGUAAAUGGCUUCGAUGCGGCCAUUUCGGAGACCGACCGAUUGUUGUUGCAGAAGGAUGAAGAGAUACGACGCAUGCAGGAUAUGCUAACACAAAUGCAAGAGAAGCUCAAGCAGACACAUUUGAUGGAGAUGAAGAAGAAUGAUAGUGUUAUCGAUGUUUAAGAGCGGAGAGUGGGUGUGAAAUAUUAAAUUAUUAAAAUACAUGGAAAGUGCACUAAGCCAGUGUGAGUGGAGAUUUAAUGCAUGGAAAAGGGUUCGCAGCAUAAAAUACUUAGAGUGACACGAAGAAAUUACCCCACAAUUUUGCGCACAACAUUGGACAACAUUUAGUAUUUAUUUGGAAAUUAGCCUCGUGGAGCUGAUAGAAAGCACACAUACGCCCACGCAAAUCUACAUGCUAAUAUUAAAAUAUUCUUACAGGAAGUGAAUUGAUUACCAAACGUUGAGUUUUUAGUGGAUUUGAAAGCUAGUCGCUAUCAAGCAACUGCAAAAUUUUUCACACCGUUACCAAGAGAGGUGUCAAGUGGUCUCUUUAAACUAGAUUUGGGCCACUUUCAACGAAAUAUUUCUGGUUCCUCCACUAGUAGGGGUAGUAGGCAAUUUUCUAGUACAGAAUUAAUAGUUUCCCCAGCACAAAGAAUUUAUCCCGUGGUAGAAUUCACACACAAAUAUCAGUGCAUACCAAAAACGCAAACAAACGAACAAAAAAGAAACCAUAUAUAAAAUUAUACGAAAAAUAACGAUCAGCUGAAGAAACAAAAUUUCGAUUUGAAGAAUUUUGAGUACUUCAAAAUUCAGACAAACACAUUCUAGGCCCACCAUUUUAAAAAUAAAAUAAAAUAUUUUAUGUGAAACGAAAAAUCUGGUGUUCGAUAGCGGUUUAUAAAAGUGUUAAAUAGCCACUUACUAAUCGAUUGCAUAUUAGAAGCGAUCAUUUAAAAGUAUUUUCGAAAAUUAUUCAAAAUGAUAUAAUUAAAAAUUUUUACAUAAAAACAGUUCAAAUUAAAUAACGAAGUUGAGCAGUGCACACAUCCAUACAUGCAUUCAAACAGUCUGUGUAAUAAUUGUGCCGCGAAAGCGGAUUAGGCGAUGAAUCGAUUAUGGCUGCUUAGAAAAAUUAUCAAAUUCGAAAUUAACAAAAAGAAAAGUUAAAAUUUGGUGUGUUUGGACUCCUUUAUUUAGGUUAGGUUAGGUUACGCUAUGGUGGUAGUCGGUCUGCACGACCAACUCACUUAGACCUUACAGCUCCCUUGUGAUACCACUGUGCUGCACGGGAACCUCAUUUACCUUCCUUCGUGGAACCAUAUUGUGGCUCUUAUGAAACGUAGUAUUGAUCCCAACCCCACGCCAGCCAGCUCUGUAAGAGAAUUAAAAAAGUAUUUACCUAGACAACCUGCUCUGAUCUUAGCUAGGGCUGGACAAUUUCAAAUGAAGUGCUCAACUAUUUCUUCCUCUUCCUUAUCUCUGCAACUUCUGCAAUAAUUAUGGGAGAAAACUCCUAGUGUUAAGGAAUGCCUGCCAAAUAGCCAGUGACUGGUUAAACAAGCCACGACCUUCGAGAUGCUAUCUCUUGAGAGACUAAGCAGUUCCUUUGUUUUUUUCUUGUUUAUUUGCGGCAAUAGUAGUCUUGCUGGAACCCAAAUAAGGCUAAUCUUGAAUACGACACUAAUAUCAUUUAGGGAUGCCCGGCAUUCCUGUGCAACCUUCGAUUUGAGUAUAAUAACUUACUAAGCAGUAGCUUAAAGAUAAAGAAUUUGAAUUUUUUUUUCUGAAAAAAUAUUUAUAUGGAUAAGAUGCACACUUUUUGAAUUUCGGAUUCCAAUGAAUAAUAUCCGCUUUUAAGGAAUUACUCACAUUUUUCUUAUUUGUUUCUUAAGAAUGGCUUAACAGAAUGGGCAAACUUCUAAGCUUAUUUGAAAUAAAAAUUUUACCGAAAAAUUUUUUUUUGUAAUUUGAAAUUUUUUAUUAAAAAUUAUUAAUUAAUCGUUUUUUAUUACUUUUAAAAUUUUCUGCUUUUCUUAUUAAUUAUUUUUUU